Sorex fumeus (smoky shrew) is the source of this 2501-nucleotide messenger RNA. RefSeq names its product diacylglycerol lipase beta (gene DAGLB). The coding region runs from base 104 to 2119 and encodes 671 amino acids. Lineage: Eukaryota; Metazoa; Chordata; Mammalia; Eulipotyphla; Soricidae. The transcript is spliced from 15 exons. The record is from RefSeq and is a predicted model, not a curated record. Gene Ontology annotation, biological process: lipid metabolic process.
CGGGGACUCGGGUCAGUUUGGCCGCGGGCGCGGGCAGCGCGCGGGGCUCCGAGUGGACGCGGGCGCGUGGGGGCUGCCCGGGACCGGGCGGCGGGCCUUCGCCAUGCCCGGGAUGGUGCUCUUCGGCCGGCGCUGGGUCCUCGCCAGCGACGACCUGGUGUUCCCGGGAUGCUGCGAGCUGUGCCUGCGGGUGCCGUGGUGGUUCGGCAUCCUCAGCCUCUACCUGAUGCACAGACGGAAGCUGGACUGUGCGGGGGGCGGCGUGCUCGCUGGCUACCUGCUGGUGCUGCUGGUGCUCCUGGCCAUGGUCAUCGGCACCCUACUCGCCAUCGUGUGCGUCAGCAUGAGAGGAACCAUCUGUAACCCCGGGCCACGGAAGGCCAUGGCCAAGCUGCUCUACCUCCGCCUGGCGCUGUUUGUGCCCGAGAUGGUCUGGGCGUCCCUGGGGGCAGCCUGGGUGACAGACGACACACAGUGCAACAGAGUCGUCAUCAAUGGCAUCAUUGCCACUGUGGUGGUCAGCUGGAUCAUCAUCGCCUCCACGGCCGUGACCAUCAUCAUUGUCUUUGACCCACUUGGGGGCAAACUGGCUUCUCAUCCCUCAAUCGGGCCCGAGUCCCUGGACCACCGCGAAGCCAGCCAGUUCUUCACGGGGCUCAGGACAGCGGCAACCAGCAUGUGGGAGACGCGGGUGAAGCUGCUGUGCUUCUGUGUGGGCCGUGACGACCAGGCGCGGGUGGCCUUCGCCAGCACGGCCCAGCUCCUGUCCACCUGCUUCUCGGACACGGACCUGGUGCCAAGUGACAUUGCGGCUGGCCUUGCCCUGCUCCAUCAGCAGCAGGACAACCUGAGUGGCAGCCGUGACCCUGAGGAGGUGAUCAGCUGUCCCCUGGGGUCCCCCCAGGACUCGGAGCUGGACGCCGAGCUGGAGAACUGCCGCCACUACAUGCAGUUCGCGGCAGCCGCCUAUGGCUGGCCCCUGUACGUGUACCGGAACCCCUUCACGGGGCUCUGCAGGAUUGGGGGCGACUGCUGCAGGGGCCCAGUUCUCGAGGACGGCCCAGUCGAGGGUGAGCGGCUGCGCUGCCACCUGGGCUCCAUCCUGCACACCACAGGGCUGCAGUGCCGCGACUUUGUCCACAUCAGCUUUCACGACAAGGUGUAUGAGAUCCCAUUCUUCGUGGCGCUGGACCACAGGAAGAAGUCGGUGGUGGUGGCCGUGAGGGGAACCAUGUCUCUCCAGGACAUCCUGACGGACCUGUCAGCUGAGAGCGAGGCCCUAAAUCUUGAUUGUGGGGUGCAGGACUGCUCAGCACACAAGGGGAUCUCGCAGGCUGCCGGUUACCUGCACCGCCGGCUGGUGAAAGAUGGGAUCCUGAGCCAGGCCUUCAGCGCCGCACCCGACUACCGGCUGGUCGUGGUGGGCCACAGCCUGGGCGCUGGCGCGGCGGCACUGCUGUCACUCCUGCUCCGGGCCGCGUACCCGAGUGUGAGAUGCUACGCUUUCUCCCCGCCCCGGGGGCUGCUCAGCAAAGCCCUUCACGAGCACUCGCAGAGCUUCAUCGUGUCUCUUAUCCUGGGCAAGGAUGUGAUCCCCAGGCUCAGCGUGACCAACCUGGAGGACCUGAAGCAGAGGAUCCUGCGGGUCAUCGCCCACUGCAACAAGCCCAAGUACCAGAUCCUGCUGCACGGGUGCUGGUACGAGCUGUUCGGGGGGAGCCCCGCCAACUUCCCGACGGAGCUGGAUGGGGGCCAGCAGGGGGACCUUACCCAGCCUCUCCUUGGGGAGCAGAGCCUGCUAGUGCGUGGCUCCCCGAGCUACAGAUUCUCCAGCGAUUCCCCGCUCCGGUCCUCCCCCCAGUACCCACCCCUGUACCCCCCGGGCAGGAUCAUCCACCUGGAGGAGGAGGGCACUUCUGGUCGGUUCUGCUGCUCCACCACCCAGUACAGCGCCAGGUGGGCCCACGAGGCUGAAUUCAGCAGAAUCCUCAUCGGACCCAAGAUGCUGACCGACCACAUGCCUGACGUGAUGCUCCGCGCCCUGGACAGGGUCGUGUCUGAUAGGGCCACGUGUGUGUCCUGCCCAGCCAACAGAGUGGCCCCCGCGCGCAUGGCCUAAGUCCUGAGGGACCGCCGAGUCACUGCUCUACUGACAAACAGGCAAACAGUGGGAGAGGCACCAGGUCCCAGCUGGGAUAGAGGGCAGGAGAAGCUUCUGGAAGCCUCCCUGGGUGCCUGCACCUCCCCACCCUGCUGGGCUGUCCAAGGCAGAAUGUAGGGGCAGACUGGGCCUUUCUGGCCCCCCGGAGCUCGGGCUCAGCUGUGAGGGCGCCACAGGGACCCCGCCGACAUCCACCGAAGAUUGGCUGGCAGCCCGCAGAAGUUCACUCAGGCACUGGCGUACCCCCAAGCUGCUCCCCAUAAACAGAUCUGUCUGCUGUGAAGCCAGCAAAGCGGGUCUGAGUCUUCUUGGCGCCCUGAAGACCAAGGGUCUCGCUCAC